Messenger RNA from Microsporum canis CBS 113480, 594 nucleotides. Its product is annotated as extracellular serine-threonine rich protein. Lineage: Eukaryota; Fungi; Ascomycota; Eurotiomycetes; Onygenales; Arthrodermataceae. The transcript has 2 exons. The record is from RefSeq and is a predicted model, not a curated record. The coding region runs from base 1 to 594 and encodes 197 amino acids.
AUGCGCUCAGUGCUCUACCUCGCCUUCGCGGCCGUUGCCGCCGCAGCGUCCAUGGAGAACGCCUUUCUCGUGCCUCCAGGCGGCUACAUGUUCAGAGCAGGAAACCUGCCAAACUCUGGCUCGUUCUCGUUCGUUCCCCCUCCCAGCCUGAUACAGGGCAAGGACUAUACCAUCGAGAUCAUCGAUGACACCGAUCCGUCAAACUACAACUUCACCCCUACCUUCACCGUCGACGGAGCCACCGGCAGCCCGACGGGAAGUCCUACCACCAGCCGCGGCUCCACGACCACUUCAGAGGCCACCACCACCACCGAGGAGUCGACCUCUUCCACCCCGACUACCACUCCAUCCUCUACAAGCGCGUCCACCACCGAGUCGUCCUCUUCAGACACCACCAUGACGACCGUCACUACCAGCGCUAGCACCACUACUGCGACAGACUCCUCUUCCACCUCCGAGACCGACUCGUCGACCCCUACCUCCUCCACCGGUGCGCCGACCGGAAGCGGUGCCCCUGACCCCAACGGUGCCGUCUCCCUUGCUCUCCCCGGGGGCCUGCUCUCCCUGGUCUUCACUCUCAUGGCACUGCUAUGA